AUGACAUUUAAUCGUCGUGCCCCGACAGGCCGAGGCUCUGACAGCGAGGUCAGGGGGGGACAGAAAUGGACCAGGGAGGACAUGGGUGGGGCAGAGAGACACAAAGGCUCUCUCAGUCCCCCUGUAACCCCUCUCCUAUGGCUUAACUCUCUGGAAUACACCUGGAACACGACCCCGGGCCACGAUGACACCAUCUCAGUGAUCCGGGGAUGGGAGGAAUCCCUCUUGAAGGACACUACUCCAGUACUCCAGUAUACAGUACUCCAGUAUACAGUACUCCAGUAUACAGUACUCCAGCAUACAGUACUCCAGUACUCCAGUAUACAGUACUGCAGUAUACAUACUCCAGCAUACAGUACUCCAGUACUCCAGUAUACAGUACUGCAGUAUACAGUACUCCAGUAUACAGUACUGCAGUAUACAGUACUGCAGUAUACAGUACUCCAGUAUACAGUACUCCAGUAUACAGUACUCCAGCAUACAGUACUCCAGUACUCCAGUAUACAGUACUCCAGUAUACAGUACUCCAGUAUACAGUACUCCAGCAUACAGUACUCCAGUACUCCAGUAUACAGUACUGCAGUAUACAGUACUCCAGCAUACAGUACUCCAGUACUCCAGUAUACAGUACUCCAGUAUACAGUACUCCAGUAUACAGUACUCCAGCAUACAGUACUCCAGUACUCCAGUAUACAGUACUGCAGUAUACAUACUCCAGCAUACAGUACUCCAGUACUCCAGUAUACAGUACUGCAGUAUACAGUACUCCAGUAUACAGUACUGCAGUAUACAGUACUGCAGUAUACAGUACUCCAGUAUACAGUACUCCAGUAUACAGUACUGCAGUAUACAGUACUGCAGUAUACAGUACUGCAGUAUACAGUACUCCAGUAUACAGUACUCCAGUAUACAGUACACAUACUGCAGUAUACAGUACUCCAGUAUACAGUACUGCAGUAUACAGUACUGCAGUAUACAGUACUCCAGUAUACAGUACUCCAGUAUACAGUACACAUACUGCAGUAUACAGUACUCCAGUAUACAGUACUCCAGUAUACAGUACACAUACUCCAGUAUACAGUACUGCAGUAUACAGUACUGCAGUAUACAGUACUCCAGUAUACAGUACUCCAGUAUACAGUACACAUACUGCAGUAUACAGUACUCCAGUAUACAGUACUCCAGUAUACAGUACACAUACUCCAGUAUACAGUACACAUACUGCAGUACACAGUACUGCAGUAUACAGUACUGCAGUAUACAGUACUCCAGGCUGUCUGCAGAGCUUCACUACAGCAAAGGUAG
This is a messenger RNA of Sebastes umbrosus (honeycomb rockfish), 1305 nucleotides long. RefSeq names its product dynein heavy chain. The coding region runs from base 1 to 1305 and encodes 434 amino acids. The record is from RefSeq and is a predicted model, not a curated record. Lineage: Eukaryota; Metazoa; Chordata; Actinopteri; Perciformes; Sebastidae. The transcript has 10 exons.